UUGAAAAUCCUAAAUCUUAGUCACUCACAUCAUUUGAUACAAACUCCUGACUUUUCAAAUUUACCCAACCUAGAAAGAUUAGUACUCAAAGAUUGUUCAAGGUUGACUAUGGUUCACCAUUCCAUCAGACAAUUCAAUAAGCUUCUUUGGCUAAAUUUGAAAGAUUGUAAGAUUCUUCCCAAUCUACCAAGAAGUAUAUACAAGUUGAAAUCUCUUAAGACUCUCAUUCUCUCUGGCUGUUCAAAUAUUGAUAAGUUAGAGGAUGACUUGGAACAAAUGGAAUCCUUAACGACACUUAUUGCAGAUAAUAUUACUAUCAUAAAAGUUCCUUUCUCAAUAGUAAGAUCAAAAAUUGGAUAUAUAUCUUUGUGUGGGUAUGAAGGAUUAUCACAAGAUGUGUUUCCUUUACUUAUCUAGUCUUAGAUGUCUUCAAAAACCAAUCCCUUGUAUCUUAUUCAACCAUUUGAAAGCUUAUCAUCUGUAAUUUCCUUAAACAUACCAAAUUCGAGUUUCAAUAGCCUAUCAUCUAUUAUAAAUGAAGUUACAAAGCUUCAAAGUGUAUGCGUGGAAUGUGGCUCAGAUUCCCAACUAAGUCAAGAUGUGGCAAGAAUUUUGGGUACCUUAUAUGCUGCAAAUUAUACACAAUUGCUAGCUUUACCAAGUACAUCUGAGAUCUCAUCAUCAGCUUCAAGUAUGGAAACUUUGGCAAUAAUUGUUUCUCACAAUCAAACUUAAACUUCUCCAGUCUCACAAGAUGUGUUGAGAUAUCUUUUGAUUCAAAUGGGAAGGAACGACCAAUUCACAAGUACUCUUGAAGAAAGCAUUCUAGAGAAUUUCAGAAGCUGUGGGUCUGAUGAUUUUUGUCUUCCAGGCGACAAACUUCCUGAUUGGCUAACCUUCAUUGGUGAAGGAGCUUCAGUAAUUUUCCAAGUGCCUCAACAAGUCAGUGGUUAUAAUCAUAACUUGAGAGGAAUGGCUUUGUGCCUUCUUUGGUUGUCUUCUCAAGGAAACAUAACAUCAGAUCAUAUAAAUAAUGUUUUGAUCAUAAACUACACCAAAACUACCAUACAGCUCUACAAGCGAGACUCACUAACUUCCUUUGAAGAGUUAGAUUGUGAAAGCCAUAUUUCAACUCUGGAAGCUGGUGAUAAAGUUGAAGUUAUGGUAACUAGUGGGGAUGGACUCACCGUAAAGAAGACAGCGAUUCAUCUGUUUUAUGGUUCACCAAUUCAAGAAGCAAUAAUGGAGAUUUCACAUCCUGAUCAAGAUAAUUUUUCUUUGGAUGUUAGAAAUCCAGAAAGGGUUAAAUCUAAGAGUAGAAUAUUUAACCACAAGAAGCUUUUCAAAUUCUUUCAAGAAUGUUUUAGGAAGUAGAUAAUUUUAUAAAAUUUCUUCUGAUAUUAAUCCAUUUAUUUGUAUUUGUUUGUUUUUCAAUAUUUUCUGCAUGAUC
This is a messenger RNA of Prosopis cineraria, 1450 nucleotides long. RefSeq lists its product as uncharacterized. The transcript has 2 exons. Bases 781 to 1374 code for a protein of 197 amino acids. The record is from RefSeq and is a predicted model, not a curated record. NCBI's taxonomy places the organism in Eukaryota, Viridiplantae, Streptophyta, Magnoliopsida, Fabales, Fabaceae.